Molecule: messenger RNA, 587 nt
Organism: Camelina sativa (false flax)
Lineage: Eukaryota; Viridiplantae; Streptophyta; Magnoliopsida; Brassicales; Brassicaceae
Biological process (GO): proteasome assembly
Source: RefSeq, a predicted model, not a curated record
CGGAGACCAAAACGCUUUUUGCUUUUCUCUCUUCUCGUCGGGUGAAGUCCUCCGGAGGCAAAAGAAGAAGAGAGUAGCAAAGAACUAAGAAUGGAAAGCUUAGACACUAAUUUUCCUGUGCGCCAUAGAAAGAUCUCCUUUGAAUGUAAGGGAAACAAGACAGAGAUUGUUAUCUGCAGCUAUGAAGAUCAUAUCCUUGUCAUAGCAACACAGAUUGGAGCCUUGGGAACUAUAUUGCAUGCAAGGAAGGAAGAAGGGAUGUCUGUUGAACCAACAUUUAGUGUUUCAGUGAUAUUCGGAAAGCGAGAUGAGCCAAUGCUGACAGCGACUGCUCGAAGACUCAUUGAACACAUAAGUUCUGUUGUUCCCUCGAAGCCUCUGGUUCUUUCACUGGGCCUCAAAGAUCAUUCUUCGGAGACGUUGAAGGAAAUAGUUGCGACUGUGAUUGAGAAUCGCAUUUGGUAAUGCACUUUUGUAACAAUUUAGAAGAGGAUAGCGAAAAGAUGUUUUAUGUUUUACAUUGAUUUGGACAAGUUGUGUUAAUUAUUAAGAGACUUUUCAAACAAACCACAAUUACAUUUUCUUCA